AUGGGGGAUACUGGAGGCUCCCAGCUGAUUCAAAAUCUGACUUUAAGUGCCAGCACAGCCUUAAAGGUGGUUUCUUUGACGCCCACUUUCCAUCACGUUACCUGGAUCCGGCAGAACAUCCGCAAGAAAGAGUGUUGUUUUUUUGAAAAAGGUGCCAGAGAGGAUGUGUGCAUGUGUGGCUACUCCAAGAGCGAGCAUGUGGACGACGCCGUCCAGACAGAGGACUCUGGUGGUGGGACUUGGGACCCGCACACACAUGUCCGUGAAGUCCCCACGGAUGCUUUCGGGGACAUUGACUUUGGAGGGUUGAGGCAGACCACGACAAAGUAUGCUCGAGUGUCCACAGAAACCAGUCCAGAAGUGGUGUACCAGUUGAUGACUGAACAAUGGAAAGUGUCGCCACCCAACCUGCUCAUAUCGGUCACAGGAGGAGCCAAAAACUUCUACCUGAAGACCCGUCUCAAGAAUGUCUUUCAAAGAGGUCUCAUCAAAGUAGCGCAGACAACAGGCGCAUGGAUUAUCACAGGUGGGACCAACACUGGCGUCAUGAAGCACGUGGGGCAGGCCGUGAGGGAUUAUUACCUGAGCAGCUCCAUGCAGGGCCAGAUUGUCACCAUUGGUUUGGCAACGUGGGGAGUCAUUCACAAUAAAGAAGUGUUGGUACAUUCGCAGGGUUGUUUCCCCGCUCAUUAUCCGAUGGACGUCAAGGGUCGACUCCCCUGCCUUGAUAACAACCACACCCACUUUCUGCUUGUGGACGACGGCACUCACGGACGCUACGGCGUCGAGAUCGAUUUGAGGAGUAGGCUAGAGAAGUACAUUUCUGGAAAGAAUCUUGGACACUCUGUUGGAGUGACCAUCCCUGUGGUGUUGGUGGUUUUGGACGGAGGAGCAGGCACUCUUAAUACCAUCUACACAGCAAUGCUCAACGACACACCAUGUGUGGUGUUGGAGGGCUCUGGGAGAAUGGCCGACGUGAUCGCUCAUGCGGCUGGACUACCAGUGAGCCAGGUCACCAUCAGCCUCAUCCACCGCCUGCUCAAGAAGUUCCUCAGCUUGGAGUAUGACAAUUUCACUGACCUCAAGAUCAUCGAGUGGACCAAAAAGAUUCAGGACAUUAUCAGGAUGUCUCACCUGCUGACGGUGUUCAGAGGAGGUGGAGACAGUCAUGGAGAUGUGGAUGUGGCAAUUUUACAAGCACUCUUCAAAGCGUCACGAGCCAGUGCAUCACAGGUAGUGGAGGGAUGGCGUCGCCAGCUUGAGCUGGCAAUAGUCUGGAACAGAGUGGAUAUAGCUGCCACUGAGAUCUUCACUGAUGAAAGCCAGUGGAAAUCCAGCGACCUCCAUUGGGCCAUGUUCUCAGCUCUAGUUGGCAACAAGCCUCAGUUUGUGAGCCUCCUGCUGGAGAACGGCGUGAGUCUGCGGGAGUUCCUGCACAGCGAAGACACUCUUUGCGACCUCUACAAGCAGCUGCCCAACUGCUUCUUUCUACGCAAACUAGCCAAGCGCGUCCGUGCCUCCUGUGGUCGGAGAAGGAGAGUGUUCGCCGCUAGGAACCGGGUGCGGGAGGCGCAGAACCAGUGCAUCUCCUUGACUCACGUGUCAGAUGAGGUGCGUCACCUUUUGGGUAACUUCACCCAGCCCAUCUACCCACCGCCCACCAUGAUGUACCACUUCAACAUGGAGGAAAACACCUCGUCCUCUUCUGGAUCAUCCAAAUUAGACCUCGCCGAGGCCCAGAGAGACCCAGCCAGAGAUCUUUUUCUUUGGGCUGUCGUCCAGAAGAAUAAGGAGAUGGCGGAAAUCUUCUGGGAACAGUGUACAGACUGCGUGUCGGCCGCUCUUGCUGCCUGUAAAAUCCUGAAGAAAAUGGCAGAGGAGGGAAGUGACGCGGACGAAGCCGCAGUCAUGCAAGAGUUAGCCGAUUACUUUGAAAUGCACGCUAUUGGUGUGUUUACCCAGUGUUACAGCAGCGGUGAGGAGCGGGCUAAGAAGCUGCUGGUUCGCGUGUCGCCAUUUUGGGGCAAGACCACGUGUCUUAGACUAGCACUGGAGGCUAACUGUAAAAGCUUUGUGGCUCUGUCAGGUGUACAGGCCUUGCUGACUGAGAUAUGGUGUGGUGAGCUUUCAGUGGACAAUCCAGUUUGGAGAGUGACAACCUGCAUGAUUUUCUUCCCACUGAUUUACACCAGCUUUCUGAUUUAUAGACCUGAUGAAGUAAUCCAGAAGCAAAACGAGAACAGUGAGGAUAUUAGGACGGUGGCGAGUGUCACAGGAUGCGUGGACCGAACUAAAGCUAAAAGCCCUGCUCCCACAACCACAAAGUCUCUGAACUGCUGGUCCAGACUCGUCUGCCUGUAUAGCUCGCCGCAGGUGAAGUUCUACUGGAAUAUCGUUUCCUACUUUGCAUUCCUCUUCCUCUUUGCGGUGGUGCUGAUGAUGGACUUCCAGACCACGCCCUCCCCUGCAGAGAUUCUACUGUAUGUGUGGCUCUUCUCUGUGGUGAGCGAGGAGGUUCGGCAGUUGUUUUAUGAUCCCGAUGGCUUCGGGUUACACAAGAAGGCCAGGAUGUACAUCAGAGAACUUUGGAAUAUUUUGGAUGUUCUAUCAAUAGUCCUCUUCAUUAUCGGCCUCGUGUUCAGACUAACCAUCGAGCACUUCUACGCUGGAAAGAUCAUCCUUUGCAUCGACUUUGUCGUCUUCUGCUUGCGUCUCAUGGCCAUUUUCAGUAUCAGUAGGACACUUGGACCAAAGAUCAUCAUUGUUAGGAGGAUGAUGAUGGACAUGUUCUUCUUCAUGUUCCUGCUGAGUAUCUGGGUGGUGGCGUAUGGCGUAGCCAAACAGGGUAUUCUGAUCCACAAUGACAACAGACUGGAAUGGAUUUUCCGGGGUGCUGUAUACGAGCCCUACCUCAUCAUUUUCGGCUAUGUCCCCACAAACAUCGAUUAUUCAGAAUUCAACCUGGAGUCCUGUAGCAUGAAUGCCACUGACCCCUUGAAACCUAAGUGUCCCGUACUGAACGAGAACCAGACCCCAGCCUUCCCCGAAUGGCUCACCAUCAUUAUGUUGUGCGUUUACCUCCUUUUCGCCAACAUACUUCUACUCAACCUGCUGAUUGCCAUCUUCAACUUUACAUUCCAGGAAGUGCAAGACAACACUGACCGAAUAUGGAAGUUCCAAAGAUACGAGCUCAUUAGGGAGUACCACAGCCGCCCUUCUGCUCCUCCUCCCUUUAUCAUCCUCAGUCACCUUUACAUAUUCAUCAGGAAUGUGAUACUUUGCAGGCCACCAAUUAAAUCCCGAAAGUUCAGAACUGAGCUUCCUCACACAGAAGAAGAAGAGCUGUUGUCAUGGGAGGCCCUGAUGAAGGACCGCUACCUGCUGUCCACCCAGCAGCAGCGAAGUCAGACCAUGGAGCGGUGUAUCGUAGACACAGCGCAAAAGGUCACCUCCAUAACUGAUAGGCUGGAGCGGGAAGAAGAUAUACGCUCCGCCAUCUUGAUUAAACGUCUAGCCCGACUGGAAGAGCAGGUUUUCCAGUCAGCCAAAGGCCUGCAGUGGAUCAUGGAGAGUCUGAAGUCCAUACCGGGUCUUGCCGGGAAAGAAGAGCAGCCACUCCCGAUACUUUCAACAGGAAAGGACACUUCAGAAACUCUAGAAUCAGAGAAAGAGACAGAAGGCUUUCACGUCAAAGCCCGACAGUUCCAAUACCCAAACAGCAAAGUCACUCGCUUCCCUGUACCCGAGGAGAAGGUGCCGUGGGAGGUCAGCUUCAGCUCAUACAUGCCUUCGUAUUAUAACUCGGAGGAUAAUCUAGAAGGAUUGGACUCCAAGGUGUUGGAAAAUUACAGAAACCCUGGAGGGAGGACCGGUAUCAGAGGUCGUGGCUCACUCAUGCAUCUAGGUCCAAAUCUGCACGUAGACCUUGUGAUUACGCGCUUGCGAGACAGUGGCCGCUGUGUUUUGGAGUUUCUGGCAGUUGAAGACAAGAAACAACAGUUAAUGGUUCUACCAGGGGGACCGGUUGAAUCUUCGGAACGUUUACCUUCGGGUCUGAUGACAACUUUAGGCAAGAGCCUGUAUGAAAGAUUACAUGAAAAAAUAGCAGAGGGAAUACUGGUUUUUGAAGGUUACGUAGAUGACGCCAGGAACACAGACAACGCCUGGGUAGAAACCACCGUUCUCAACCUUCACCUAGACUCAAGUGAGGAUUCACAGGAUAUAAUUAACAUGGUGAGACCUAACGUGGCGUGCAGUCGCGGCUCUCUGCAGUGGCAAGAGGUGAGCUGCAAAAACGGACUUUGCUCAGACCAAAGCGACUCGCUGAGGCGGGUCGCCUUGCUGCAUAACAGGAACUCCUAA
Nerophis lumbriciformis (worm pipefish) is the source of this 4362-nucleotide messenger RNA. NCBI's taxonomy places the organism in Eukaryota, Metazoa, Chordata, Actinopteri, Syngnathiformes, Syngnathidae. The record is from RefSeq and is a predicted model, not a curated record.